This is a messenger RNA of Aspergillus versicolor CBS 583.65, 1956 nucleotides long. RefSeq names its product FAD-dependent oxidoreductase. Gene Ontology annotation, molecular function: FAD binding. NCBI's taxonomy places the organism in Eukaryota, Fungi, Ascomycota, Eurotiomycetes, Eurotiales, Aspergillaceae. The transcript is spliced from 10 exons. The record is from RefSeq and is a predicted model, not a curated record. Bases 1 to 1956 code for a protein of 651 amino acids.
AUGCCACAACACGUCACGGUGGGCAUCGUCGGCGGUGGCGUCGCCGGCCUAGCCCUAGCAAAGAUGCUCGAGAUGCUCGGCAUAUCCUACAUCCUCUACGAAGGCUAUCACACAAUCGCCCCAAAUGCCGAUGCCAGUCUCGGUCUUAUGCCUAGUGGUCUUCGCAUCUUCGACCAGCUCGGCGUGCUUGAUAAGAUCGAGGCGUUCUCCGUCGACCAUGACCGGUGGGAACAUCGCGAUUGGGAGUCUGGAAGGCUUUAUAGAAGGACGUCUGUUAUGAGGAAUUAUCCUGCUUUGUAUUUCACCCUAUCCAGCCCUCGAAGACAAGACGCACGUCUACGCAUCCAAGCGCGUCACCUCAGUCCGGGACGUAUCUCGGAUAUCUUUGCGCGGAGGGAAGUUGCUGUUAUGACGGCUUUGGAAGAGGGCGUUGGAGAGUAUUGGUUCUGUGGGAGGUUAUUCCUACUUGGCGACUCCGCUCAUAAGAUGGUCCCUCAUGCCGCAAUGGGCGCCAACCAGGCGAUGGAGUCUGCUGCGUGUUUCGUGAAUAUUCUCCGCCGCGUAAAUCCCAGUCUAGGCAAGGAGUAUUGCUCCAACCUCAGGGCCUCGGAAGCUGAGAAGUGUCUGUCGAGCUACGCUGCAAAACGCAAGAAUACACUCAAGGCUGUAGUGCAGGCGGCAACCGCGUCGCGUAACAACCAGCUUAUGGCCGGCUCGGCGGCAGAGGAUUUCCUGCAUACGCUCCCUGAUAUCCGGGAAGAGGAUAUCCUUUUGAAGCCCCUUCGGAGUCUUAUUCGUGCCGAGAGACUGGAGGAUUGGAUGUGUGGUUCGGAGCGGGUGGAGAAGUAUACAGAGGCGUCGGGGAAGGCCUUGGCUAUCUUAAACAGUGGAGGUAGUCUUGCUGAAUGUGGGCUAUAUGUGCAUCUGACAAAUAGUAUUCGGGAAGGACCGCGCGUAGAAAAAGAGCAGCCCUCCCCGAGGAUUUCGUUUUGUUUCUCUAACCUUUACCAACCCUCCCCAAACAUGAACCAUUUCUUCUACUCUAUUGUCAACCUCUUCCCACUCGCUCUCCCAAAUCCUGCAGAGGCCGCCCUCCCUUCCUCCACGGCGAACCAAGUUCGCAGAGACAACCCAACUCCUGAGGAGGCCGACCCCCACUCCUCCAUGACUACUCUCUCUCUUCUCCUACGCUGUCCUCAUCGGCGAAAGGAGUUGAAUGUUUACUCAGACGCCGGCUCUGCGCUGUCUUACAAAUUCAUGAUAAUGACCAGCUGCUCGUAUACGGAUCCCACAUUCAGGCAGGUAACUGAAUUCCACCGCAACCCAGGAACAAAACCAAAUCGUCUGUACCAGUCAGUUCCCAGAGAUACACGACAACGAUCGAUGUCCGCGGCCUCGCAUCCCAGCACAAUGGCGGAUUCGACGGCGUGUCUAGAAAGCCUAGGGUCGAACAACGAUUAUCUCAACCAACUAAGGGAGCGGCCAAAUGACGACGAAAUCGCCGAUGAAAGGCUACUACUCUUUCGUCGUACCCUCACAAUCAACACAACGAGUCGACAUUGUGGUUGGAGCAGCGAACGGCUUGCCUUCAAGAUCCAACACCAACUCUCCGAAAUGGCGACUCGCACCGAGGCCAUGGUGCCGUUGGGAAAGAGACGGCUACUUAUAGCGCAGGACGAAACCCAGAUAUUCCCGGUAGCGGCCGGCUACGACGACAGCUAUGUUGACUACCUGAGCGGACACCCGACUAAUCCAUCUUUCAUGACAAUGCAACAGUACGGGCCGUUCAGGACAAACCUUUCCGACCACAUGGAAACGCUGGCACAAUACGCCGUGGGGUUCAUUCUCCAGAUCAGCGAGACCGUCCUGGAUGAGCUGCUGCCCACACCGCAGCAAAAGGAUAUCGGAGCAUCGAACACGAAAAUGACCAUCUCACUGCGGCAACGGGAUAAGUAA